This is a messenger RNA of Pseudomassariella vexata, 1668 nucleotides long. RefSeq names its product mitochondrial chaperone BCS1. The transcript has a single exon. Gene Ontology annotation, cellular component: mitochondrial inner membrane. Gene Ontology annotation, molecular function: ATP binding; ATP hydrolysis activity. The record is from RefSeq and is a predicted model, not a curated record. Bases 122 to 1480 code for a protein of 452 amino acids. NCBI's taxonomy places the organism in Eukaryota, Fungi, Ascomycota, Sordariomycetes, Amphisphaeriales, Pseudomassariaceae. Gene Ontology annotation, biological process: mitochondrial respiratory chain complex III assembly; protein insertion into mitochondrial inner membrane from matrix.
GUUUUCUGUCUAUUGGCACCUAACUAGAUAGAAUAUGUGAGAUCCCCUCUUGUCUGUGCUCGCCUUGCGUGACUGCUUUUGCAAUGCUCAAGUUAAACCCAAUCUCACUUCCAAGGCCGUCAUGCCUGAGCCUGCAACAGCACAGUCGCUCAUUGACCUCAAUGCAUUGCUCGACAACCCCGUCUUCGCGGGCGGCUUCGGCCUCGCCUCCCUGGGCGCCGCGGUGGCGUUCGGGCGGAAAGGCGUCCUUAUAGCGGCAGGCAUGAUCCGGCGACGCAUGCUCGUCGGCGUCGAAAUCAGCAGAGAAGACCCGGCCUACCCGUGGAUCCUGGCCUGGCUAUCGCAGCCGCGGCCCCAGGAAACCUUUCUCGCGAAGCGCCUGACGCGCAUCAACAAGCUCUCCGUCUCGACGAGCACCAUCACCACGCCGAACGGUCCGACGCGCGCCGAUUUCCUGCUGCAGCCGGGGUAUGGGAGCCAUAUCAUCAAGCACAAGAACGCGUAUAUAUCCGUGAGCAGGCAGAAGCAGACGACGGCCAAGAUGGCGACGGGGGAGCCGCACGAGACCAUUGAGCUGACGACGCUGUAUGCGCAUCGGCAUAUAUUUGAGGAUGUCUUCACCGAGGCGCGCGCCAUUGCCAUGCAGGCCAAUCAGGGCAAGACGGCUGUCUACUCAGUCAGGAGUUUCGAGUGGGUGCCCCUGGGCGAGCCGAAGCGGAAGCGGCCAUUGGGCAGCGUCGUGCUGGACGAGGGAGUUAAGGAAGGCAUCGUGGCUGAUGUUCGGGAUUUCCUGACGCGGCAAAACUGGUACGAUGAGCGCGGCAUACCGUACCGGAGGGGUUACUUGCUAUACGGACCGCCAGGAAGUGGAAAGAGCUCGUUCAUCCAGGCCCUUGCUGGAGAGCUGGAUUAUAGUGUGUCCAUGGUCAACCUGAGCGAGAUGGGUGUCACGGAUGACAAGCUUGCCUUUCUCCUAACUAAGCUUCCAAAGCGGACGAUCUUGCUCUUGGAGGAUGUGGAUGCUGCAUUUGUCAACCGAAGAGCAAGGAGCGCCGAUGGCUACAAUGGCGCCACGGUCACUUUUUCUGGCCUGCUGAAUGCACUUGACGGGCUAUCUGCAGGCGAGGAACGCAUCGCUUUCCUCACCACAAACCACAUUGAACUUCUAGACCCCGCCCUCAUUCGGCCUGGACGAGUUGACAUGAUGGUGCGCGUUGGCGAGGCGACAAGAUACCAGGCGGCGCAGAUGUGGGAUAGGUUCUACGGCGAUGUCGAUCAAGACUCCUCUGGCAGAGAACGCUUCCUUGCUAGGCUGCAGCAGCUUGGACUAUUUGACGAAGAAGCCAAAGAUGGAAGUGCUCCGCCACGGACGAGCACUGCGGCUAUUCAAGGACUCUUCUUGUUUAACAAGAACGACAUGGAAGGGGCCAUUAACAUGGCUGAAGGCCUGAUUCCGCCAAAGGUUGAACAGGAUCAAUAGACCAGCUCUUGUAUAUAACUGUAUCACGCUUGUAUGAUACGUGAGAUACCCUAGUUUUUGCUCGAUUCUGGACUCGUGUUUGCAAUCUUGCUUUGUUUUUGAGUGCACGGGUACAGUACUGAACUUCAGAAGACUCUCAAACUUGGGACUAGAUUGGUAACUGAAUCUAAUAACGUUGUUAAACAUCC